Messenger RNA from Sungouiella intermedia, 633 nucleotides. Lineage: Eukaryota; Fungi; Ascomycota; Pichiomycetes; Serinales; Metschnikowiaceae. The record is from the annotation of a GenBank genome assembly.
AUGGCAGACCUUCUAGAUUCACAGAAACACGUCAACAGCGUCUGUCUAAGCUUGCUCCUUCAGGAAAUCGUGCCAACAUCCGUUCGUGUUUCCCAGAAACUCGCCGAACCUCCGCAAACGGAAUCGAAAGACCUCCAAACAAGAAUCGACACUCCAUUGUCCACCUUGGCCCACGACCUUCCCGGAAAGAUAGCAGUAUUCACCUCGGAUUUACUUGCUGCCGAUGAUGUGACCCUAAGAAUUGAGGCCUAUGGCUACGCUUUGGGACUACGUCUUACAGAAGUGUUAAUGUAUAGAGCACCAGCAAAUAACAAGAUCGUGGACGUGCUUGAUAUCAUGAAAUUCUUGUGCCGAGAUGUGUGGAAGUGCUUGUAUGGUAAGCAGAUGGAUAAUCUUCGAACAAACCACAGAGGCACGUUUGUGCUAAUCGACAACGACUAUAGACUCAUAUCAAACUUGAGCAGUGGAAAAGGCACCCCGGACUCCAUUAACAAGGCCCGUUCGUACGUUUGGUUUCCAUGUGGAAUCAUUCGCGGCAUACUUAUGAGUUUUGGGAUCGAGGCGUACACCACGGCAGAGAUCUCGCAGUUUCCAGCGGUAACUUUCAACAUUCAAACUGCUAUCAACAAUUGA